Molecule: messenger RNA, 2054 nt
Organism: Polyodon spathula (Mississippi paddlefish)
Lineage: Eukaryota; Metazoa; Chordata; Actinopteri; Acipenseriformes; Polyodontidae
Product: probable bifunctional methylenetetrahydrofolate dehydrogenase/cyclohydrolase 2
Exons: 8
Coding region: 1-948 (315 amino acids)
Biological process (GO): tetrahydrofolate interconversion
Cellular component (GO): mitochondrion
Molecular function (GO): methenyltetrahydrofolate cyclohydrolase activity; methylenetetrahydrofolate dehydrogenase (NAD+) activity; methylenetetrahydrofolate dehydrogenase (NADP+) activity
Source: RefSeq, a predicted model, not a curated record
AUGUAUAACAGUGAUACACGGUGCUGUUCUUUCCCUUUGUUUAGCUAUGCAGCCACAAUUAUCUCAGGAACUGAACUGGCAAAGCAAAUACAUAAGGAAAUUCAAAUGGAUGUGGAAGAAUGGGUAUCCGAAGGCAACAAAAGACCUCAUCUUAGUGUAAUUUUAGUAGGAGAUGAUCCAGCCAGUCGAUCUUAUGUAAGGAAUAAAACAAAAACUGCUGCUGCACUAGGUAUUAGCAGUGAAACAAUACUGCGACCUAGUAAUGUUUCUCAAGAAGAUCUACUAGAAGUGAUUGACAGAUUGAAUCGGGACUGGAGUGUCAGUGGUUUACUUGUUCAGCUACCUUUACCAGAACACUUCAAUGAACGUUCAGUUUGUAAUGCAGUCGCUCCAGAAAAGGAUGUGGAUGGCUUUCACAUAGUUAAUGUUGGAAAACUUUGCCUUGAUCAGAAAUCCAUGAUACCUGCUACACCUGCUGCUGUUUGGGAAAUUAUUAAAAGAACAGGGAUUGAAACAUGUGGUAAAAAUGUUCUGGUUGUUGGAAGAUCGAAGAAUGUAGGCUUGCCUAUUUCAGUGCUUUUGCAUACUGAUGGAAGACAUGAAAGACCUGGCGGUGAUUCCACAGUGACUAUUGCUCAUAGAUUUACUCCUAAGGAGCAACUUAAGGUCCACAGCAGUCUUGCAGACAUCAUUAUAGCAGCAGCUGGAGUUCCAAAGCUGAUUACUGCAGAUAUGGUGAAGGAGGGAGCAGCUGUUAUUGAUGUUGGCAUUAAUCGCAUCCAGGACCCUGAAACUGGAAAGACCAAGUUGGUAGGAGAUGUGGACUUUGAAGAGGUGAAGAAGAAGGCUGGGUACAUCACACCUGUACCUGGAGGUGUGGGGCCCAUGACUGUCGCCAUGCUCAUGAAGAAUACAGUAACUGCUGCUAGAAAUCUUCUGAACCACUGAAGGACUGAUGCCAUAUACAGUAUAUACAUUUAUUUGAUUCCACUCAAAUGUUAUCUUAUUACUAUUUAUAUAUUGAUUUAGUUCAUAUUUAUUAUAUUUUCAGAAGAGUAUUUUUUCUACCACAAUCAUUUUCAGUUUGACCUGUUUGAGUAAAUUCAACAUUACUGUGAACUACACUACACUUGCGUUACAAGCAGAAAAUUUACACUUUAAAUGUCGAAUAGGGGGUGUUACAUAUUUACAGAAAGCACAGCUCAGAAUAGUUUGAGUAAUCAGGCUGUACCAUUACAUACAAAUAUAUGCAAUUCACAAAAAAAAAGGUCUUACUUUUUUGGUUUUCACUAUUCUUCAUUAGCGAUCAUAUCCAGGUUAGUUUGAAACAACAACUCUUAAUUGAACUGCGCCUACCUUUUUUCAUUCCAUAUCCUGUUCCACAUAGAAAGGAAACAAUAUUUUAAAAUGCUGGAACUUGCUAAACAGUCAAGGUAAUUACAGCUCUACACACUAGAGCCUCUGGGUAUUUAUGUGGUAGGAAGAGUCAGGUCAGGUACAUUGUGGACUCUGUGGUUUCUUAACAAGCACUUGCAUGCCAAUGCUGGCACGCAAGUAUUUAAAGAAAAAUACCCAAUCACCCAGUUUGUAUGUAUAAUAAUGCACCAUAAUGCCAUUCUGUAUGCGAUUACAAUGUUAUACAAAAAUGCAUCAGGGAUAAAAUUAUACAGACUUGUAGGCUGCUGUUGUUAGUUUAUAGUUUGUGGAUUUUCUAAAUGUUUAUUACCAGUAAACUAAACAUUACAUGCUUACUGGUCAGUCUAAAUUCCAAUUUGGAAGAUACUUGAUUUUACAGAGUUUUAUUUUACAUGAUUAGUAUUAGUGGAUGGCAUAAAGGAAAUAAGGAAAAGUAAUAUAAUUAUGACUCAUUGCUUAACUGCACAGGAUAGAGAGCAUAUUUUCUCAUUGCCAUAAGAUGUUCUCAUUUUUUAACAAACAUCAUAGCAUGUGUGAGCUAUUUGGAAAUCUGGAUAGUGACAGUAACUGUACAGUGCUGGAUAAGUCUAAUGCUGUGCGGUUCAGCCGUUAAAAAAAUGGCCUUGUAACCAGGAGGU